This is a messenger RNA of Platichthys flesus (European flounder), 3822 nucleotides long. RefSeq names its product Rho GTPase activating protein 17b (gene arhgap17b). The record is from RefSeq and is a predicted model, not a curated record. NCBI's taxonomy places the organism in Eukaryota, Metazoa, Chordata, Actinopteri, Pleuronectiformes, Pleuronectidae. Gene Ontology annotation, molecular function: GTPase activator activity; protein binding. The coding region runs from base 261 to 2696 and encodes 811 amino acids. The transcript has 20 exons. Gene Ontology annotation, cellular component: cytosol; cytoplasm; intracellular anatomical structure. Gene Ontology annotation, biological process: regulation of Rac protein signal transduction; positive regulation of GTPase activity; signal transduction.
ACAGUGGGGAAGUGAAGGCACUUCCUUCUUUCCACCACAGUGGCUGCGCACAGGCCAGGCACCGGAGCACAGGGCUGAAAUCUGGAGAUAUGGAACCUGGAGCUCGUCACAGGCGCUUCUAACUCCCGACCAGAGGGGAACUCACUGAGAGCCAGAGUCGGUCCGCCACCAUGGCUGAGACGUAGCGCACCUCUGUGGAUGAUCGACAGGCGCAGCGCACUUUUUACGCACCUUGGAGGAAACGAGAGGAAAGUAUCGCCAUGAAGAAACAGUUCAAUCGCAUGAAGCAACUCGCCAACCAGACUGUGGGAAGGGCUGAGAAAACUGAGGUGCUGAGCGAUGACCUCCUACAGAUCGAGAGGCGGAUGGAGUUGGUGCGCUUGGUGUCGCACAACACGCACAAGCGGCUGGUGUCCUGUCUGCAGGGUCAACUCGGCACAGACACAGAGAAGAGACAUAAAAAGCUUCCCCUGACGACGCUGUCCCAGGCCAUGCAGGAGGGAGGCGGUCAGCUGGGAGACGAGAGUCUGAUUGGCAAGAUGAUGGACGUGUGCGGGGAGGCAGAGAGCAGGUUGGCCACUGAGCUGAUGCAGCAUGAAGUGCAGCUCGAGAGAGACAUCCUGGAUCCGCUCAACCAGGUGGCAGAGGUGGAGAUUCCCAACAUACUGAAACAGAGGAAACAACUAGCCAAGCUGGUUCUGGACUAUGACUCGGCCAGGACAAGGUGGUACCAGGCAGCAAAGUCCACCAACCAGGCCAUGGCAGCUAAAACCGAUUCUCUAAAAGACGAGAUGGACGAGGCUCUAAAUAAAGUAGAAAUAUGCAAGGACCAGCUCUCUGCUGACAUGUACAACUUUGCUUCCAAAGAGGGAGAGUAUGCACGCUACUACGUCCUGUUAUUACAGACCCAGGCCGAGUACCACAAGAGGUCUCUGGCAGCUCUGGAAGCGGCUAUACCAACAAUCCAAAUACAGCAAGACUCCUGGAUGGAGAAGCCAGCGUUUGGUACGGCCCUGGAGGAGCACCUGAAGAGGAGCAACCGGGAGAUCGCUCUGCCGCUUGAGGCCUGCGUCAUGAUGCUGCUGGAAACUGGCAUGAAGGAGGAGGGACUCUUCAGAAUAGCUGCCGGAGCUUCGAAGCUGAAGAAGCUCAAAGCAGCGUUGGACUGUUCCACUUCGCAGCUGGAGGAAUUUUACUCUGAUCCUCACGCUGUCGCAGGAGCUCUGAAGUCCUACCUCAGGGAACUUCCUGAACCUCUUAUGACUUUUGGCCUGUAUGACGAGUGGCUACAGGCCUCCAAUGUGUCGGACUCUGACAAGAGGCUCCAGGCCCUGUGGGUGACAUGUGACCACUUGCCAAAGACUCACAAAGCCAACCUCAGGUAUCUGGUGAAGUUUCUUGCCAAACUGGCUCAGGACAGCGACGUUAAUAAAAUGUCACCCAGCAACAUUGCCAUCGUCCUGGGACCCAACCUGCUCUGGGCGAAGGCAGAGGGGACACUGGCAGAGAUGGCAGCGGCUACAUCUCUCCAUGUGGUCGCCAUCAUUGAGCCCAUUAUCCAGCAUGCUGAUUGGUUCUUCCCUGAUGAGGUGGACUUCAAUGUGUCGGGCAUGUUCGCCUUGCCCACCCACCCGGCCACCCCAGACCCCGAACCCAGCCUGGAGAGGAAACGCCCCGGCAGCCAAGUGGGGCAGGACGGGGACAGUCACACUCCCCGUAAAGACAGCACUGUUAACAAACCGGAGCCCACGCCACGUAGAUCCAGCGCUGUAAAUAGAAAGCAGCCGCAGCCAACCUCACCCACCUUCCAACCCCCACUGCCCCCUCUGGAAGCCGGGUGUCCCGCCCAGCCUGAGCCCCAGACCGAGGCUCCGUCCCUGGCUGUAGAGGCUGAGCAGUCUGGCUUGAGUGGAGCUGGCAGUGCUGGUGUUGGUGGUGGUGGUCUGGGUGGUGGGGUCCAGGUAGCUGCUGUGCAGCCGCAGGUUGUAACCCAGCUCAGCACAGAGGAGAGCAGCCCGGCGCGUGAACUCAUGUCCACUCCCCCUCCCCAGAGGAAUGGCUCAGUCCAUCUUGCAGUAGGAACCCCCUACUCUCAGGGUGGGUCUAGGGGGCCGAGUCCACACUUGAGCCGCAGAGGAACCAAGAAGCAGGCCCCAGCCCCGCCCAAACAGGCCAGCCCCUUCGCCUUCCAGCCCAGCAGCACCCAGACGCCCGGCUCCACUCAUUACCCGCCCAUCACACCCCGGCGCCAAUCCAGCAAAGACAGCCCGAUCCACGCCCCGAGCCACCCGCCCCCGCAGCCUCCGCAACCCCACCAGGCCCACGUGGAGUCAGAGCCCUCUCCGCCUAGCACUCCCACCCCGCCCGGCACUCCACCCCACGAUGGACCCGUCUCCAAUCAGCUGAAUUCCCACCACUCUCUCCCCCGCCCAUCUAGGCCAGCUCCAAAGCCACGACCACGCCCCCACAUGCCGCCGCCCCCACAACCUGCAGCCAGUGAUGAUGGAAAUGACCUUUUCAGCUCCGCCUCCAAAGUCAUAACAGACGGAGGCCUUGUCCUAAAGGGGAUUGGACGAGCCCUUAUCCCUGAGGUGAUUGUGGACCAACAGGGGGACAGCUCUGCAGGUCAAGAGCCCGCCUCCAGCCCAUCCCCAAACGCAGACCCUAGCAUCGAGUCAGAGAGCACCUCUCUGUGAAUACAACAAAACGAGAGGGACCGCUGUCGUUGAACGCCUUCUUCUGGUUUGAAUGUAUAGAAUCACAUAUCAGACAGGUAACCCCCCCCCACCAUCAGUCGGUUCAAGCUCUGCACGCUCCAACUCGCAGAGAAAACAAAAAAAGGCUGUCUUUCCUCACAUUAUACUGACUCAAAACUGAAACCUCAUCUUAUUACAGUGUUGGCUUAAACCACAAACCCCUUGUUGAUCACUUUCCACAUUAGAAUUCACGUUGGACUCUUUCUGCGCGAUGCACUGCAGAGUAUUUUGAGAUUGGACGGCAGGGCCUCGUUACACAGAAGGCUAAUGGGACUUAAAACAUAUAACCUCAGCAAUUUACUGUAGCAGCUGAACUCAAAGAGUGAUGGUGAAGCAUUCCAAGCUUUUGCUCGUCCCCUGCUUCUAUUUCAAUUCCUACUGUUGGUUUUAGCACCAGGUUUGACCACAUAGACCAAAAGACGAGAAGCCUUCUUUCUUUAUUCAGCAGCGCAGCUCUGUGAGUGUUAGCAGCCCACUGCUGAUCUAUUUAUCCUUAAAAAACAAGACAUUUUCUGGCUAAAUGCGACAUUCAGCUGAGAACAUUGGUCACACACAUAUAAAAUGACCAAAGAGAUGACGAGGGGCCGAACGAGUUGCUUGGUUUGUAUUAAGGUUGUUAAUGACCAAAUAUUUUUGGCAAGGGUGCAAUAUUAAAAACGCAGUCGUCUUCCAGCAGUGUCCUCUCCACAGGAAGUACUCUAAUUAGUGAUCCAGUUGGGUAAAAUGUAUGAUUUUUUUUAUUAUUUCAGCUGACUUAAUUUACCAAGUUCAAAAUAGCUCAAAGAUGAACCUUUAUUGUGAAAAGGGAAAAAAGAUUAUUCGAAGAAUUAGAUUUUUAUAACAUAGAUGGUAAGUGAUCACUCCCACUCGAGCAGGAAGCUUCGACCAAAUGCAGCCAAAUAAUUCAAAAUCUUCGUUGUGUAUAAUUUUCUACUGCAGCUGACAAUCUGUACCCGGUUGUGGUAUUUGUGAGAUCUUUGAUUAUGUUUUUUUCCUCUCAGCAUUUUUAUGUUUUUUCCUGCAUAUGUUGCAUCAUUACUCUUAAUAAUAAAAGACUUCAACAUUU